AUGAGAAACUAUACUAUUUCUAUUGAAGAAGCGCCGAGAGAAAAUGAACUAACUAGCUAUCAAGGGAAUCCUGAAAAUACGCAACAACAAGCGCCGCCACCUCAAGGUGGAGCCAGUUUCCCUCCUUCCUCCGAAUUAUUGAGUAGUUCAGUUCAAGACACAUCACUUCAAGACACAUCACUUGAUGAUACUGGGCACGAUUGGUCAAAAUCAUUUUAUGGAUUAUCCAUGCAGCCUUUUCCAAAAGAAGCUAUCGAGAUUCUAUUAAAACCUAUUGACCCGGAUGAUGUGGAAUGCAAGCCUGAUGGAAUGAUUUAUCUUCCUGAAAUAAAAUAUCGUCGUGUCUUGAAUCAGGCUUUUGGUCCAGGAGGAUGGGGACUUGCACCACGUGGGGAAAAUUCAGUGAGUCCAAGGAAUAUUUCAAGGGAAUAUGCACUCGUGUGUCUAGGAAGAUUGGUUUCUGUUGCACGUGGUGAACAAGAAUAUUUUGAUCCAUCUGGUCUUGCUACGGCUGCGGAAGGUGCUAAAAGUAAUGCAUUAAUGCGCUGCUGUAAAGAUUUAGGAAUUGCAUCUGAAUUAUGGGAUCCCCGCUAUGUACGUGAGUUCAAAAGUCGUUACUGUGAAGAGGUAAUGGUCGAACAUGUGAUUAAAAAGAUGCGGAAAAAGGUUUGGAAGCGAAAAGAUACUCCGAUUGACUAUCCAUUUAAGAUGGCAUCACCUUACGGUGCUUAUGGCGGUGGUGGCGUUGGAAGUGGUGUAAACUGA
This is a messenger RNA of Ambispora leptoticha, 765 nucleotides long. The record is from the annotation of a GenBank genome assembly. NCBI's taxonomy places the organism in Eukaryota, Fungi, Glomeromycota, Glomeromycetes, Archaeosporales, Ambisporaceae.